AUGAAGUCUACACAGGUUUUCUUGGUUAUUGCUAUCCUAACGUUUACCCUGGCCAGCGUGUACUCUGCCGCACAAAGUUGUAACGAAGACGAGCACUUCCUUGAAUGUGGUCCCAAGCAGGAAAUAAGCUGUGCGAUACGUAAUAUUCCCGUUGACCCCAAUGAUUGCUAUCCGGGUUGUUUCUGCAAACCAGGAUUCCUAAGAGACGUUGAAGGUGGAGUGUGCGUCACUAGACAGGGAUGUCCCACAUAG
This is a messenger RNA of Anopheles marshallii, 252 nucleotides long. Its product is annotated as venom peptide SjAPI-like. Lineage: Eukaryota; Metazoa; Arthropoda; Insecta; Diptera; Culicidae. The transcript is spliced from 2 exons. Bases 1 to 252 code for a protein of 83 amino acids. The record is from RefSeq and is a predicted model, not a curated record.